UAUAUAUAUACGCUCCACAUGAUACAUCGACGAGUGACGCCUCCUAAAUAUUCAUCAAGCACUGAGGGAACCAGGGAGACGCAAGAGUUUAGCCCAUGAGGGGCACUCGCUGGAGACCACUGUGAUCAUGUCUGAGAACUCAGAGGAACAGCAGAGUCCUGGGGUCUUGGGCCGAAUCGGGAGCUGGCUCUCUCCAUGGAGGGGAAGGAGUCCCAAAAGUCCCAGUGAAAAUUCAUCCCCCAUCUGCGAUCAGGCAGUCAACUCGGAGGGAAAGCAUUGUGUGGAAUCUAUACAAGCCGAGACAAGGAAACCCAAGCAGGAGGAGAAGGAACAAAGCUCCGAUCCCAAUCCACUGGGUCCCUCAAGAGACAUUUUCCGCUUUGAAGAAGUGGACACCGCACAGUCUGCCCACAGAGAAGGCUCUGUUGUAAGCAACAGAGAUACUCCUCCCAAAGAGGAGGAGUUUUUACUCAGCAAAAAGAAGCGAAUAGGGCAGGCCGAGGAGGGCAGUCAUGGUACUUCGGUGAGCGGGAAUUCUGACAGUCAUCUGACGGCUCUCUCCGCCGCCUCCUCCUCUGAGCAGGGUGUGGUAUGGAACUCUGACUGGGGUAACACCCAGCCUAUGGGACAGAAACCAGCACAGGCCCAGGCAGGAAGGAGGCUCCAUGUGUACCUGGAGGAGACCAGUGUGACUCACUGUGGGCAAGACACAUUGACAGGACAGGAAGUGAUCCGCACCACGAUUGAGAAAAAACUACCAGUCUUAUCAAAGUUGAAAUCACCAAAGUCGCCCAGUUUAGAGUUGUCACAGAGCUCAAGUUCAAGAGCAGACAAAAACACAAUUGAAAAUUUUAACCCUGUGGUUGUACCACAGGAGGGAGUGUCACAGAAAUUACACAAAGACUGGCAGUUGGAGCUUGAACUAGACAAAGCGCAAACAGAGGCUGGCAACAUGGGCCGUAAAAACUCUGCUAAGAAGAAAGCAAGGAAGAACUCUCAGGGAGACGGAGCAUGCAGCCCUCAGGGAAAAAUACUUCCCAAUGUCCAAUCUGGUCGAGAAGGAUUCCCUUCAUCUGACAGCUCAACGACCAGCCCACAGGGUGAAAGUCCACUGAGUCAUGGUGAAGAGCAGCAGUCAGACUCCUCCUCCAAGCACAGCCUCACCUCACUGGCCUCACCUGGAGGUGGAGAAAAUGAGACUUCCUGUCCCAAGUAUUCAGACGAAUUCCUGGGCUCAAGAGCAGUCACUGAAACCAGUUUUACAUGCGUCGUUGAUGGCAGUGCAGGCAUGGAGUCCGAAAACAGUUUUUACAAAGUGGAGAGGAAGACAGAGACUCCAGAGUCCAAACGGAGAAGUAUUAAGGUUUCUCGGAGUGAAGUGAAACUUUUUCAAAAAAAUGUGCCUUUAAACGCUGAAAAAAGUAUAGCAGAAGUGGACCUGGAAUUUACGUUGGCACCGGACCAAGACAAAAAUGAAGCCAAGGAAGGGCCCAAAACACAAACUGAUGCAAGGCAGCAAGAACUAAAGAAACUCGAGGAGAAGCCAGUCGUUGGCCGAAUUGCAGAUAAGAUCAACUUAUUUGAGCGCCAGGGAGCUGUGGCGGGCCUCAAAAGAACCUUCCAAAAUCCUAGGAGCGCUGAUGUCUCUCCUGCUAGGAAUACUACUGGGAAGUUCGAAGCUGAAUUUUUGUCACCCACACAGAGGUCAAAAUCAGCUGAGCGAUAUGGCACUGUGGGUUCCAGCCCUGCGCAGCUCCAAAAUGAGAUUACAGUGACAGUUAAAGAGAGAGCAAGGAACUUUACAGUGGAUUCAAAGAAAUUUCCUAGAUCAAUGCUGCCUCAAAUGUCAGCCAAGACAGGAAUUACAACAAAAUCCACCACAUCUGUGGCAACCACUGCAUCAAAGUCAUCAAAACCCGACAGUCAAGGUAAACUGGAUACUAAAGCAAUGACAGGGAUAAAACUAAAACCAGAUGGACAGGAUACGACUGCUGUGGAGUUGAAAGGUUCCACACCUCUAGAACAACAUGGGACACAGACCUCAAAGGCAGCAGAUCAGGGUAUGAAAUCUAACAGUGUAGAAUCAAGUGUUACAACGAAAGGCACAGGUGAUAACGCAGAGCUGACCAAUAAUAUAAGUCCACGGUCCAAAGCCCUUAGCAGAUCAGGGUUUCGCUCUAAGCGAAGAAAAAGCAAGGAGGCAACCAGUCCAGUUAGCGAAAAUCGGGAACGCGAGCCAAUUUCAAGUAAGCCAGAGGCCACUUCUGUAAAGACACAGGUUUAUGAUGCAGUUUUUCUACCACCUGAUGAAGUAGAUAAAAUUGUAUCCAAUAAACGUACAUUUACAAAAGAAUCUGACAUUUCCGAUAAACAGUUUAUGAUGAGGAGACGUCAAGACAUUGAUAAACUCAUCAACAGAGUGGAGGCAUUACCUGAACCAAUAUCCGUCAACAAAGAUGAACCUGAUACUGCUGCUUCUAACAGGAGAACAAAGAAACAUAUUGACAAGGUUUGCGUUAGUUCAGCCCAAAAGGAGGAAAAGGCAGAGAGAGAAUUUCUGUCACCCAAACUGGAGAUCAAAAAUUCUGCCGAGGACAAAUCGUCUUCCCUCUCACAGUCAGUUGCACAGCAUAUUGAGCAGCCUCCCCCAGUGAUGCAGGACCCACCUGCUAAAUGUCCAAAAUUAGACAUGGAAGCACCAAUGCAGCGUUUACCAACAAAAAGACCACAAUCAACCUGGCCUGGUAAAAAAGACACCGAAUAUGCACAGCCACACCGAAACAUGGGCCCAAAGCCAACAAGUCAGAGUGAGACUAAAGAUGGUGCUAAAUUCGAAAGCCCACAGGGUAACAAUAACAACCAGACUGAGGAAAAAGACAAACAAACCCCAGAAAAGUGUAUCUAUUCAGACACAACACAAACUCAAAUGAAAAACACAAUUUUGCAGAGUAAACAAGAAAAUUCAGGGAUAGAGCAAAGUGCUGCAAUGGAUAAUCAGAAAAAUCAGACCAAGAGAAAAGAGGAAACAAGGCCUAUUGAAGAUGCUAAUAAAGCAGAGUUAGAUAAUACUCAAGAAAUCUCAAACCUCCCUACUUCAAUACUAACUGUCAAUCAAACAAUUGCUACAAAUCCAGCGAUGGCUAAGGUUACUGUUGUCCCUCAGGAGACUGGAAAAAGGAGUGUUCAAGAGUUUUCCAAGGAAGAAACAGUGACACAUGUGUCUGAGAUGCCAACCAAAUCUUUAGAUGAGGUCAAAAUAGAACAUAAGCUACCAGUGACUAUAACAGAACCACAACCUGAUUUUGCACCUGUGGAAAAACUUGAGGGGUCUCUCGGUAAGCCCUCAAACAAACAUGAAGGCAGUGGUGCUGAAUUUGUCAGUGCAAAGGCUGAGCAAGAGACUGCAAGAGUCUCUCAUGACCCCCCUGUGCUGAUAAGUGCACGGACUGACAAUAUGGUAACAGUUAAAGAGUCUCCUCGUAUUUCUGUUCAAAACAAUGAGGAGAAAAGCCAGGACAAUGAGACUCAAAGCUCAAAAGCAAACUUAGAGACAGCGGAUGUUAAAGACCCUAUAACAAAACCAAGUCACCCGCAGUUUGAGGAACUAAAUAAUACAGUGAGCACAAGUGAUCUGACUUCAUUAAAGGGCUCAGACAAAAAAACACAGAGCUCUUCUUGCAGCACCCUUUCCACCACCACAGUUAUUGUUAAAGAGAAGACAGACAAGAAAGGGAUUGAUUCGCCAGGGAUUAUUGAGCUUCCCCCCAGUGUUAACAGUGAGCUUCCUUCACAAUUGGACACAGUUAAAAAUGAACCAGUCAGUAACAAGCAGAGUCCAGCCACUAAAGUAUCAACUUCCCCAAAGGCUAAAAAGAUGAAUUCAGACUCAGUCCAGCAGUCAUCCCCUAAGAGGCUGCAUUCUCCACGAGGACUAAGCAGAGAUGAUUCUUCAUUUCAACAGGAUGCUCCAUCAAGUUGGCUUGAUGUGGACUUUCCGAAACAGAGACUUAAACUCCCUGGGCCCAAGCUGAGUGCUUCUGUCAGUGAGAGCAAUCUUCUGGACAAUGACGAUCUAGAUGAUGAAAAUUUUAUUGAGAAGAUCCAGAAGCUUUGUGCUCCCUUUUCCCUACCACCUCGUAAACACAACCCACUCCGGCCACCUCAGCCCCCAUUUGCAAUGCCAGCCAUCAAGGAAGACCACUUUGAGAAGACGUUCGACCCAGAGGAGUUUAAAUUUGGCCUCAGGAAGAAAAAUCGGUCCUUUGACACAAGCCCAAGCUUAUUAGCUAAACUUCAAACCCCAGAAACCAAAAGUGGUGCUAAGCCUACUAGGGUAAGUAUAGUGAAUAGGUGUCGUUUGAUCAGUAGUCUGGAUUGUUCGUCUCAUCUAAAAGACAAGACCCCUAAGAAAGAUGAGGAGGGCAGCAAGGAGGAAAAAGAUGAUCAUAUUAUUGUGAAGUCUCGCUUAGAGGGAAGCUGCAUACUUAGCAGUCUCACCACCCCCAGCGCCAGGGGGGGAAGAAAUGGGGUUCAGGCACUGUCAGAAAUUACCAACUCUAAGGAUAUAUCGCCCCAAGUCAGUUCAUCAGAGCCAACCUCGCCUAUUCCGACAACCACCAGUUCAUUUGCUGAAAAUUUUACCACGCAAUGGAGAGACCAAAUCCAGCCUACAGAGGCUGUGGUCAGUGACUCAGGGCCUCCAUUUCCCUCCUUUAAUGACAUCAAGCUGCCUGACUAUUUAGAGAAGUACCUCCCUCGGGAACCGGCAAAAACCGGGCAGAACACGCAGGGACAGCCGGAAAUGAAAGCAGAGGUUACUGCAAAAAUGUCAACUCCAACUUCUGUUCCUGAAGCUGAUCUGAUUGUAAAACCAAGUUUGAACCUCCCUAAUACUGUGCCUUCAUCUUUUGGAAAUGGAAAUUCACCUCAAAUUUGCCCAGCACAUUCAGAGUUUAAGCAGCCUCUGACUCAGAGGAUGCAUACUAAUCAUGCGAGGACUGCAAAGGGAUUUCAUAAGCGACCUGGAAAGAUCGUAUUGUUUCAGGAACCUCAGUUCAGCGGGCAAGUCUAUGAGCUCUACAGGGAUGUGGAGGAUGCGACUCACCUGCAGUUCUCAAGUAUCAUAUCUGUGAAGGUCAUACGAGGAUGCUGGAUCCUCUACGAGAAGCCGGAUUUUCAGGGACGCUGUAUCGCCUUGGAGGAGGGGGGCCUCGAAUUGGCAAACGAGUGGGCAGAGCCCGAGCUAAACAACCCCUCGCCAAUGCUGAUUGGCUCUAUUCGACUUGCCGUCUGUGAUUACAGCACCCCUCAUAUUGAUCUGUUCACAGAACCAGAAGGCCACGGUAGAGUGACACCUUACCAUGAUGACGCCAUAGAGACUGGCUCAUUUGGCAUCCCACUGAGCACCGCUUCCAUCCAAGUUCACUCCGGGGUGUGGCUGGUGUUCAGUGAUCCAGGGUUCCAGGGAAUGCUCGCUGUUCUAGAAACAGGAGUGUACCCUGUUCCUGAGGCCUGGGGCUUCCAGUCGCCGUUUGUGGGAUCUCUCAAACCCCUUAAAAUGGGUGGUUUUAAAGUGGAGAAUCCAAAUGAAGUUAAGGCUUUGGUGUUCGAGAAGCCUGGACUGGAAGGUUCCUAUUUGGAAAUCGACAGUGAUGUUUUCAGCUUUUGUGAAGGAGAUGAAACAAACGCUGACACUCGCAAGGUGAAGUCUGUGGGUUCUUUGAAGAUAAUCGGAGGAUUCUGGGUCGGCUACAACGAGGAAGGGUUUGAAGGCCAGCAGUACAUGCUGGAGGAAGGAGAAUACCUGGACUGUAGCGACUGGGGAGGCUCAGGGCCGAUACUGUCACUGCGACCCAUCCUGGCUGAUUUCAUCUCACCGCACCUCAAAAUGUUCAGUAACAAAGAUUUCAGCGACCGAGGGGUCAACAUCGACCUAAUCAUGCCCAUCAUCAACAUGGAUGACACCGGUUACGGCACUAAGACGCAGUCUGUUGAUGUCAUCAGUGGCAUCUGGGUGGUGUUUGAAGAGCCUGGCUUUUGUGGAGAGUGCUACAUCCUGGAAAAGGGCUUGUACGGAAGCCCGGAAGACUGGGGGGCGCUACGGGACCGGAUUGCCUCAGCAAUGCCCGUUGUGCUGGACGAUUUUGAGAACGUGGCCAAGUUCAAGGUACAGCUUUUCUCCGAGCCAAGUUUUCAAGGCACCGUUCUCACUUUGGAGGACAGUGUGGCGACCCUGGAGCAAGGCUUCUCUGUGGCCUCCUGCAAGGUCCUGGUGGGAAGCUGGCUGGCGUUCGAAGGCCAAGACUUCACAGGCAAGAUGUAUCUACUGGAGGAGGGGAACUACCAGGACGUGGGGGCGAUGGGUUGCGUCAACGCGAGCGCCGCCAUUCUUUCAGUACAGACUGUCGGCUUUGAGUUUUCUCAGCCUUCCAUCGUUCUUUUCGAGCGUUGCGGUCUGCGUGGAAAGAGGGUGGUGCUGACGGACGGAUGUGUCAACCUUCAGCUGGCUGAGGGCUGCGCUCGGGUCCAGUCAGUGCUGGCGGAGGGGGGCAUGUGGAUAUUAUAUGAGGGCAUUAACUAUCGGGGUGCUCAGAUUUUGAUCAAACCCGGCGAGGUACCCGACUGGCGUCAGUUUAGCAAGUGGAGUAAAAUUGGAUCCCUCCGUCCCCUUUUACAGAGGCACGUGCACUUCCGGUUAAGGAACAGACAGACGCGGCUUAUGAUGUCAGUGACUGGCGAUCUGGAAGAGGUCCAACUGCUGCGGAUUCAAGAGGCCGAGGAGACUGACAGCCUUGAGCAGAUCUGGGUCUACCGCAGCGGCCAUCUCCACUGCAAGCUUCUGGAGGAGUGCUGCCUGAGUCCCAGUGGCAGUGUGACCAUAGCGGGAAGCCGCGUGGGCCUCAUGCCAGAAGUGGACAACCAUGUGUGGAGCAUCACCCCUGAGGGCUUCAUCCGCUACAUGCCUACCUCUGAUCUGGUCUUGGAGGUGAAAGGCGGGCUUCAUUAUGACAAAAACCAAGUGAUUCUCAACACCCUGGAUCCAAAUAAAGCACAGCAAAAGUGGGAUGUGGAAAUUAUUUAAGACUCUUCAGCGCAGCAAGACAAGUGUUUAAGGACUAUGUGCACUUUUGCUCAAAUUUUGUAAUUUUGUCGUUGUAGAAAGAUCUCUUUAAGAAUGUAUUACUGCCUACAAUAUAAUACAAGCAGUGAGGUUUGAACUCUGAAAGAAAACGCUUCCAGUACUACAGCUCAAGGUUGUUUUGCCUUUUCAAUGAAUGAAUCAGUUUACCCGUUUUUUAAUAAACUUAAACAGUGUUAACACA
Phyllopteryx taeniolatus (common seadragon) is the source of this 7322-nucleotide messenger RNA. Its product is annotated as beta/gamma crystallin domain-containing protein 1-like. The record is from RefSeq and is a predicted model, not a curated record. Lineage: Eukaryota; Metazoa; Chordata; Actinopteri; Syngnathiformes; Syngnathidae. The coding region runs from base 128 to 7081 and encodes 2317 amino acids. The transcript has 22 exons.